This is a messenger RNA of Brassica napus (rape), 2025 nucleotides long. RefSeq names its product SEC12-like protein 1. Gene Ontology annotation, molecular function: protein binding; GTPase activator activity; guanyl-nucleotide exchange factor activity. Gene Ontology annotation, cellular component: endoplasmic reticulum membrane. Lineage: Eukaryota; Viridiplantae; Streptophyta; Magnoliopsida; Brassicales; Brassicaceae. The transcript is spliced from 10 exons. The record is from RefSeq and is a predicted model, not a curated record. Bases 472 to 1665 code for a protein of 397 amino acids. Gene Ontology annotation, biological process: protein secretion.
UUUCUUCUAUAAAAAAUGUAACAAUAACAAUUGACAAUUUGAACCAAUGGGCAAGUGUGCACCAUGUUGGAGUAAUAAAGUUUAGCAUUGGAAAAGGAUCAAAGAGAAUAUACUUUCAAUCUUACAGAGUUUCAUUUGACUUUGGUAAUUAUCUAAAAGUAUACACGAUUUAGCGCAAAUCUCCGUUUAUCUCUGCUGUUGUCAAAGUUGAGAUUUUGCAAUCCCAUUAAUAAAAAGAAAUCAAAUACCCAACAAGCAAAAAAGAAACCCCUUUCUGUCCAAUUACAAAAGUCAACUCCUGUUUUGUUUUUGUUUUACUUUCUGCUGAAGAAAUGUUUUAAAUGUAUAAAUUUGUAUACUAUAUAAUAAGGAUCCAUAUUGGCGUGGAAGAGAUACAUAGAUAGAUAGGCAUCAACAAGGUUCGUGUAUAGAAACAAGAAAGAAGAGGAAUAGUUUAUCAAAUCGAAUAGAAUGGAGAUUGAAGAAGCGAGUCGUGGUGAAAGUGGGCAUGUGGUGUGCGGAUCAUGGAUUCGUCGACCGAAGAAAGUAAACUGGGCCAUCAUCGCCAAAGCUACCAAACGCCGUGGCUCCUCUUCUCCUCCUCUCCUUAACAUCUACUCUUUCGAUCCCAUCACUACUUCUCUCUCCUCCUCUCCCUUGGCAACACAUACACUCAAUGAGAGUGAUGGUGAUCCUGUGGCAAUCUCAGUGCACCCUGGCGGAGAUUAUUUUGUUUGCUCAACUUCCAAAGGUGGUUGCAAGUUGUUUGAGAUUGCCGGAGGAGCAACAACAGGUAUUACUAUCUUAGAAAAAGAACUCCCUCCUCUCCAAAAUGCUGGACUACAAAAGUGUAUGGCCUUCAGCUUUGAUGGCUCUAAAUUAGCUGUUGGUGGAGUGGAUGGAUGUCUGAGAAUUAUGGAUUGGCCAAACCUAAGUGUAAUCUUGGAGGAGCCAAAAGCACACAAAUCCAUUCGGGAUAUGGAUUUCAGUUUGGACUCAGAGUUCUUAGCCACAACAUCAACAGAUGGAUCAGCUAGAAUAUGGAAAGCAGAAGAUGGUUUCCCUUUGUCUACUUUGGAACGUAGUGGGGAAGAAAAUAUUGAACUGUGCCGGUUCUCUAAAGAUGGAACAAAACCUUUUCUGUUCUGUGCUGCUCAGAGAGGUGACGUUCCUGUGGUAAAUGUUUAUGACAUUAGUACAUGGAAGAAGCUUGGGUUCAAGAAGCUGUCAAGGAAGAGUGCAUCUACAAUAGCAGUCAGCUUGGAUGGCAAAUAUAUUGCUUUGGGUGGCAAAGAUGGGGAUAUAUCAGUCGCUGAAGUGAAGACAAUGGAGAUAUACCACUACAGUAAGAGGCUGCAUCUUGGUCAAACCAUUGCUUCACUUGAGUUCUGCCAUAGUGAAAGGGUAAUGCUGACAACAUCGAGUGAAUGGGGUGAGAUGGUGACAAAACUCACUGUACCAAAGGAGUGGAAAGAGUGGCAGAUAUAUGCACUGUUAUUUUGCUUGUUCCUGGCGUCAGUGGUACUUGCAUACGUGUUCUUCGAGAACUCGGAUUCGUUUUGGAAGUUGCCAAUGGGGAAAGAUCAAAGAAGACCAAAGAUUAGUCUUUUUGGAGAUUCAUCCACGUCUACUAAGGAUCAUAAUAGGUGGAACUUGGACCUAUAGAUAAAGAGAUUUAUGUAUAUCUAAGAAACCUUUUCUGUUUUUUUUUUCUCUUUUCAAAACUUUGUUGCAUGUUUUUUCCUUUCCCCGUUCUCAUCAUUCUGAUUUAUUUUAUUUUCUCUCAACCGUUCCUCUGUAUUCUGAUUUUGAACACACUGAGAAAUUUUUCUCUAACUUUAGAAUUCAACAUAUACCAAAAACGCAGAAAAAUUAGUGGGACAAGAUUGUACUUGGGGCUCAAUGUCUUCUUUUAUAACCGUGGUGUAUGUUAGUUCAGCAAUUCCGAUUUAGUUGGUUUAGACUUCUUUUUUUUUUUUUGAGUUUUUGCUGUGUUUGGACUUUUAAUACUGGUUGACUUGCUGU